UUGAAUACUCUUCAGAUAAAGCAUGUAUGAAUAUCUGUAUCGCUACAUCGAGCUGUUUGGCGGCGGUAAUUAGUCCAAAGCUUUUGGAUGUGACAAGUUGUUACGCUAUUGGUGAGUACACUCUGUCCGAUGAUAAUGCAUAUGCUUGGUACACUGCAGAAAGACGAUGCUUGGAAACCAAAACCCCUACUAACACAUCUACUAACCCUGAUCCUAAUCCAGGUUUUACUUUACGCAACAAAAAUGGACUUGAACGGCGGCUUCCACAGCGCGUUCCUAAGAAUAUCGGAACUGCAUGUGAAGAAGGAUAUUGGAAGUGCUCGGACGGUGAGAAGUGUAUUGAUGAGCGCUUUGUAUGUUCUGGAGUUACAAAAUGUUACGAUGGGUCAGAUCAAACAGACUGCUCAGAGAGAGAAUGCCAAGGAAAUCAAAUGGAGAAGUGCGCGGACGGUGAACAAUGUAUAGAUGCUGGCUGGGUAUGUACUGGAUUUACACAAUGUUACGAUGGGUCAGAUCAAACAGAUUGCUCAGGUUGA
Messenger RNA from Bolinopsis microptera, 536 nucleotides. Its product is annotated as LDL receptor repeat-containing protein egg-2-like. Lineage: Eukaryota; Metazoa; Ctenophora; Tentaculata; Lobata; Bolinopsidae. The coding region runs from base 27 to 536 and encodes 169 amino acids. Gene Ontology annotation, molecular function: protein binding. Gene Ontology annotation, cellular component: plasma membrane. The transcript has 5 exons. The record is from RefSeq and is a predicted model, not a curated record.